Molecule: messenger RNA, 714 nt
Organism: Exophiala bonariae
Lineage: Eukaryota; Fungi; Ascomycota; Eurotiomycetes; Chaetothyriales; Herpotrichiellaceae
Exons: 3
Coding region: 1-714 (237 amino acids)
Biological process (GO): transmembrane transport; carbohydrate transport
Cellular component (GO): membrane
Molecular function (GO): carbohydrate:proton symporter activity
Source: RefSeq, a predicted model, not a curated record
AUGUACGGUGUCUGGACCACGAUUGGUACGCUAGGGGUCGCUCUGGCCAUCUUCAUUGUUGAUAGAGUUGGGAGAAGAAUUAUGCUAGUCAUCGGCUAUCCUCUCAUGGCAGCACUUCUGCUAGGAGAAUCUCUUCUUCAGAACAGAUAUCUUGGCACCGAUGACCGUGGCGGCCUUGCGGCUUGCUUGCUCUUCCUCCUGAUGUUCAUCAUCACCUAUCAAUGUGUUGACGCUCCGACCAUUAUCUGGAUUGCCGAGAUCUGGCCAACUGCGUACCGUGCAAAAGGAAUCAGCCUUGGCCUUUGUUCCUAUUUCGUCGCUUCGCUCACGUAUACAGCACCAAGUGCUCUUGCCUUCAAAAACAUGUUUGUUCCCUCCUUCCAAGCCAUAUCCAAUGUCACUGUGCUAAAGUGUGCCGAUAGUGGGUGGCACAUGUAUCUGCUUUACAUGGGGCUCUGCCUGGUCUGCUUCGUCAUUGUUUACUUCUUCAUUCAAGAGACGAAGGAUUUACCUAUGGAAGAACUGGCUGCUCUUUUCGGGGACGAAGUUGUGGUACACAUCACCAAGGAUGGAAAGGCUAUCACUGAGGAUAGGGAUCUUGACAAGGUCAAGGAACUUCAAGUCGAGCAGGUUGAGACCGAGAAUCCUAUGAUGAAUCAAUCGACGGGCGCGCAUGAAACCGGUUCUCGUCACGUCGAGACAGUGGGGGCUUGA